UGCAUCCUUAAAUUUUAUACAGGUUUCUCUUUUUACAUACUUUUCAUCUAGACCAUCAUCCCCAGAAACACUGCAUCACUUUCUCUUUUCGAGCAUUUUUUUUUUAAUUUCUCUCACUACCACUCUCAAACUUUGCAAUUCCUUUAAUUCCCUCACUAUUUAUAUUUCUUUCUAUGAUCUUCUAUAUAUUGAUCAACCCUAGAUGGAUCCUACUAAAAGAAAGCUAGCCUAUUCAUAAUUUCUCUCUUCUUUACAUUUAUAUAUAUCCCCCUCUCAACACCCGUUCGAAUCAUAAGGUACUCAUGAGAUAAUCAUUAUAUAAUCACAAAGAUUCGUUUGUUUUUCAGCUAUAUAUCCCCUAUAGCGCUCUUCCUUCGAAGUUUUCUCCCAUUCACUUCCUUAAUUUCCAUUUUACCUUCCUUAUUUUUCCUAUUUUGAUCAACCUCUUAAUUAGUCAUAUCUCUUUCCUUCUUUCUCCCUUGCUACUCGCAAACCUGACUGAAUUAUAUCUCCAUCUUCUUCAUGCCCUUAAGUUCCAAACACAUGAUGAGAGCUGCAUCUCCUUUUCCUGAUCUUUCAUUGCAGAUAAGCCCACCAGCAGUGCUGGAACCUAAAGAAACGGGCGAUGAUGGAGGACUAGCAAGAAAAGCCCUCUGCAGGGAUAGGAGCUCAGCCACAGAUUCUGAUAGUAGUGGAAGCGAUUUAAGCCAUGAAAAUGGUUUGUUCAAUCAAGACAGGAUCGCUUAUAAUCUUGGUCCUAGCCAACCAACUUUGAGCUUAGGGUUUGAUAUGGCAGAUUUGAGUUCUCCAUCAUUUCAACUACCAAGAAAUCUUAAUCACCUCCACCACCACAACCCCCCUCAACUCUAUGGGGGUGAUUUCAAGAGAAGUGCAAGAAUGAUUAGUGGAGUGAGAAGAAGCAAGAGGGCUCCUAGAAUGAGAUGGACCACAACUCUCCAUGCCCAUUUUGUCCAUGCUGUCCAGCUUCUUGGUGGCCAUGAAAGAGCAACACCUAAAUCAGUCUUAGAGUUGAUGAAUGUGAAGGAUCUUACCCUAGCUCACGUGAAGAGUCACUUGCAGAUGUAUAGAACAGUGAAGAGCACUGACAAAGGGUCAGGUCAAGGGCAGACAAAUAUGGGUUUGAACCAAAGGGCAAGGAUUCUUGAGGUGGAUGCUGCAGGUUUAUCGAGUGAAAAAGCUGAUGCCAGCAACUCUUCUCAAUCUCUCAAUAAUCCACCACCACCGUCACCACUACCUUCUGUACAAAAAAACCAAAGAAAUCCAGGGUCAUUAUCGAUGGCGAUAGAUGAGAAAAAUAGACCAAGCCUUGACUCUCUUACAUAUUCUGAUUUCAAUGCACAUGAUCAAUCCAAGGAAGACGGACAGAAGGCAACCCUACACAUGGCUGCUAAUAUGAAGGAGAGGUUGGACUCUAGCUCCUUGUCUUCUUCAGAUAUGUUGAUUAACCUAGAGUUCACCCUUGGAAGGCCAAGUUGGCAUUUGAACUAUGAUGAAUCUUCAAAUGAGUUAACCCUUCUCAAGUGUUGAAUAGGCUAACAAACUAUAAAUUUAUGAUUUAUCUAAUCAAUCCUCUUUUUAGUGGACGACA
Molecule: messenger RNA, 1609 nt
Organism: Populus euphratica (Euphrates poplar)
Lineage: Eukaryota; Viridiplantae; Streptophyta; Magnoliopsida; Malpighiales; Salicaceae
Product: probable transcription factor KAN4
Exons: 6
Coding region: 523-1548 (341 amino acids)
Biological process (GO): abaxial cell fate specification; regulation of DNA-templated transcription
Cellular component (GO): nucleus
Molecular function (GO): transcription cis-regulatory region binding
Source: RefSeq, a predicted model, not a curated record